UUUUAUUCCAACACCAGCACAUUGUACAGUGGGCACACCCAUACCAGUACUGAAAAUCUGAUAGUGGGAUUAUCGCUGCUGGAGGCGACGCGCAUCAACACAGCACACAGUAGGCGGCGUCAGUCCGGAGAACUACGUCCUUCUGAGCUCACUUCCGCCGGCUUGAGUAGGGUCUCUUUUCUACCCAUCUCUCCCCUGCUUUUGUUCUCCCAUUCCCAUCCAGUCGGUGCUGCUGAAAAGAAGGGACCAGUCAGCUGGGAAGCCACACAGACUGAGAGUAGCGGACCCGUCUGUCGCAGAAACGCACGGAAGCCACAUGCAAAGCGCCGUCUGCACAGAGGAUACGCGGCACUCCGUAGUUACAUAACUGGACUACUUUUUUCUAUUAUUGUUGGGGGUUUUUUCACGCUUUUUUUGCUGCGCCGAAGUGACUCCCCAUCGUUUUAACUCAAAAUGGAGAACGACGAGAAAUAUCUCCCCGAGCUGCUGGCGGAGAAGGACAGCCUGGACUCGUCUUUUACACACGCCAUGAAACUUUUAAACGCAGAAAUUGAUAGAAUCCAGAAAGACGACACUAAAAAGGAGGCAGAAGCAUACCUGGACCUUUUCACAACAAAGAACAUCAAACUUAAGGAACGUGUGCUCAUACCUGUCAAACAGUACCCGAAGUUCAAUUUCGUGGGGAAGAUUUUGGGACCUCAGGGCAACACAAUCAAACGUCUGCAGGAAGAGACCGGAGCCAAGAUCUCUGUGCUGGGCAAAGGAUCCAUGAGAGACAAAUCCAAGGAGGAGGGGCUGAGGAAAGGCGGGGAACCCAAGUACGCCCACUUGUCUAUGGAGCUGCACGUGUUCAUCGAGGUGUUUGCCCCCGUGCCAGAGGCCUACCUGCGCAUGGCACACGCCAUGGAGGAGGUCAAGAAGUUCCUGUUUCCCGAUAUGAUGGAUGAUAUCUGCCAAGAGCAGUUCAUGGAGAUGAGCUACCUGAACGGAGGCCAGGAGCAUGGAGCCAGGGGCCGAGGGGGCCCUCCGGUCAGGGGCCGCGGAGUACCUCCUGGCGGAGUACACAGGGGUCGGGGUAUGCCCCCUCGUGGUGCUCCCGCCAGGGGAGGUGUGGCUCGAGGCGGCCCAGCCAGAGGUGGCGCAGUGAGGGGUGUCCCAGGAGGCCGAGGGGGACCCCCAGCAGCACCUGCCAGGGGAGCCUCGGCACCCCGCGCCAGGCCCCCAGCCGCCGGACCCCCCCAGAGGAUGGCACACCCACCCCCCCACCAGCACACCCCUGCUGCAGCUGCUGAGGGCUACGAUGACUAUGGCUACGAUGAGAGCUACACAGACACGGCCUACGAGUCAUACGACAGCUAUUACAGUCAGCCGCAGGCAGAGCCAGAAUACUAUGACUACGGACACGGAGAGAGCACAGAGUCCUACGAGUCAUAUGGCCAGGAUGACUGGAACGGGACCCAGCGAACAGCUACAGGGAAGGCCCCUCCCCCCUCCAGAGGUGCCAAGACGCCUUACCGGGAGCACCCAUACCGACAGUACUGAAGCGGACUCACCACCCUUAACGUGUCGCCCUGACUACCGCCUGUCUACCACGGCAGCUCUCGCUUUAAGCAGCCCGACAAAAGUAAUUGUCCGUUUUGUCUUUGGUUUGGUCUUUUCCUACACUGGACUUUAUACGAGAGAGCAAAUUGGGAACUGAAAAUCGGACCUGGUUUUUGAGAUUUGACCGCGAACUCCCUCCCCCACCCCUUUGUCGCACCAACCAACCACCUAACCAACCAGCCACCAAUCCCUCCAACCAACCAACCAACCAUCAACCAACCAACCAAAGCGGCUUUUAGAUGGGUUAGAGAGGAGAAGUUGGCAUCCUCUUUUUGUUCUUUUUCAUUUGAAUUUUUUAUUUAUUUUGCUGUAUUUUUUUCUCUGACCCUUUUAACCCCCCUCUGGCUUUUUUUGCAUUGUUGAUCUUUAAUUUUUUUUAACUGUUUGGGAGUAGUCAUUUCUAGUGGAAUUAGUGGCUCAUUAUCCACGUGUCUAAUGAAUCCAUUUUAAUUGUUUUUAAAUACAAAGAAUCUGUCGAGGGUCAGUUGCAGAUUCCCAUUUAGGCUACAUUUCAAAAUUCUGUUAAUAUAGCCGAAUAAAAGACCUUUUAAACUUUCAAUUAUGUAAUAUAGAAACAAAAAAAUCAAUCCUAAAUUAUGUGAAGGUUAAAGAAUCAAUGUUAAUGGAAUCAGUGCAAUUCAUUCUUGAUGAUGGUUUGUUUUUAAAUAGUUCUAAAACGUUGUCCAUUUAGACUUAGGCAGCAAUAUUUGUCAUUGUACUUAGAGUUUUGAAAUAUAGCCCUAAUAGACACUGUUGAGAUGGACUGUCCUCAUAUCCUCAAUUUGUUAUACAUGUUAAAAAUUAAUUUUAAGACUCUGAAGACAAAAUGUUUGUUUAACGAGAACACAGCUGAAAGAUGGCUUCGUGUUCUGCUAAAAACAGUUCAGGUCUUCAUUUUGUGAUCUGAUUCUCUAUAAACUGCAUGCACAAAGUACACAAAGAAGGAUUGGGACAAAAAUCUCCACAUGGGUCUUCUCUUUCUACAGAGAAGGGAUCCUGCAGCUCAAUCCGAACUCUUGUACAUAUUUUAAAACAUCCUAACUGUACUUAUUCUGCCACUAGUAUCUGUACCCUCUCCAUAAAAUGCAUUAUGCUACAUGUGUAAGCUUGCCUAAAUAGGUUACUAAAUCUGUCCAAAAGAUGUUUUGCAGCAGUUUGUCAAUAAAGCUUAGUUUGUUUUUUAUGAAA
This is a messenger RNA of Centropristis striata (black sea bass), 2790 nucleotides long. It is a transcript of the gene khdrbs1b, whose product is annotated as KH domain containing, RNA binding, signal transduction associated 1b. Gene Ontology annotation, cellular component: nucleus. Gene Ontology annotation, molecular function: poly(A) binding; mRNA binding. The transcript has 9 exons. The record is from RefSeq and is a predicted model, not a curated record. Bases 454 to 1542 code for a protein of 362 amino acids. Gene Ontology annotation, biological process: regulation of alternative mRNA splicing, via spliceosome. Lineage: Eukaryota; Metazoa; Chordata; Actinopteri; Perciformes; Serranidae.